AUGUCUCCAGAACAGUACCUCGCCGGCAAGACUGCCAUUGUUACAGGCUCAUCUAAGCUCAAUGGUAUCGGCGCCGCAACAGCUCUUGUUCUCGCCAAGCAUGGUGCCAACAUUGUAAUCCACUAUGCUUCUAACAAGGAAGCUGCUGAAAAAGUCGUCGCACAAGUCAAAAAAACCGGAGUUCAGGUCAUUGCUGUCAAAGCAGAUUCGUCGUCCGAGUCAUUCGGUACGGAUCUCGUCAAGGCUAGCUUGGAAGGUCUGAACACAAAGACAAUCGACAUCAUUGUCAACAACGCAGGCCAAGCAAUCGCACAUCCUGAGAUCGCAGCUAUUGGAGCUACCAACUGGGACGAUAUCUUCAGAACCAAUGUCCGAGGCCCAUUUCUCCUUAUCCAAGCCGCUCUUCCUCACAUGACCCGCCGAGGUCGCAUCAUCAACAUCGGCAGCAUUGCUGGAAAACUUAGGAUUCCUGCACUGACUGUUUACGGAACCUCAAAGGCCGCUCUGACAUUCAUGUCCACUGCCAUGGCCGGCGAGCUGGCAUCAAAGGGGAUCACUAUCAACGUCGUCUCUCCUGGACCCACAGCAACAGACAUGACAAUGGAGGGAACGCCUAUUGGGGAAGUCUUGAGGAGUCACCAGGUUGAUAAGAGAGAGGGCCACCCUGGAGAGAUCGCAGAAACUAUCUUGUUUAUCGCAAGUCCUGGCUCUAGCUUUAUCACAGGACAGGUCAUUCCUGUGGAUGGAGGGAUCCAUAUGCCAUAA
This is a messenger RNA of Fusarium venenatum, 765 nucleotides long. RefSeq lists its product as uncharacterized. The record is from RefSeq and is a predicted model, not a curated record. Gene Ontology annotation, molecular function: oxidoreductase activity. Lineage: Eukaryota; Fungi; Ascomycota; Sordariomycetes; Hypocreales; Nectriaceae.